This is a messenger RNA of Mesocricetus auratus (golden hamster), 2067 nucleotides long. Its product is annotated as double C2-like domain-containing protein gamma. The record is from RefSeq and is a predicted model, not a curated record. The coding region runs from base 709 to 1911 and encodes 400 amino acids. NCBI's taxonomy places the organism in Eukaryota, Metazoa, Chordata, Mammalia, Rodentia, Cricetidae. Gene Ontology annotation, cellular component: membrane. The transcript has 11 exons.
AAAAAAAAAAAAAAAAGGAGAAGAAGGUGACCAAUGGCCAGGGGAAAGGUCAGUCUAGGUAGGAAGUCCUGCCUGGGAGGCGGAAGAGAAGAGCCUUGUGGAGAUGGAUAGGCCAGUUCCACCACACAGAGGGCCACCACAAGGUCAAUGGGACGGACUUAGAGACAAGGGGGCAUUACUGCCUUGAUUGUAUUCCCAGCCAGGGGACAGGCCCGGAGCAUGGUGUGAUGGCCAGCUGGUUUCCUCAAGGGAACUAGAAUGCAGGGCCUUCCCAGAUGUUGUACCUGCUUCUCUCACAGAAGCCUUCCCAGCCCUGCACACCUCCCUUCAUCCCCCCAUGCUCCUGCCCUUCUCACCUACUUCGUCUCCCGCCUGCCCCCAACACACCUCUGGCCCUGCAGCCUCUCACCCAGCAGCAGAGCCACAUGAUGGUGGUAAAAAUAGCUCUGUUUGACAGAGUGUGAACGGAGGAGCAGAGGCAGGAGACAAGACCGGGCCCCGGUGCUAGGGAAGGGCCCUUGGGCGGUGUGGGCUCCUGAUCCCCUCCCCUGCUCAGUCACACACUUGCUCAGAUGGGUCACUUUAGUCUCUGGUUCUGUCACCCUAAGCAUACAUCCAGAGCCAGCAGCAGCAAGGGGAUGUGACGCAGCUGUCAGAGGUGUGUGCCCAGUGUCUCCAGUAGGUGGGAGUCUCUGUGUCCGAGCCGCCAUGGCAUGCGCAGGGCCAGCCGGUGGGCGGCAGCGGGUGAGCAUGCAGGAACACAUGGCCAUUGACGUGAGCCCCGGCCCCAUACAGCCCAUCCGCCUCAUUUCUGACUACUUUCCACACUUCUACCCCUUCCUGGAGCCGGUGCUGCAUGCACCAGACCCUCAGGCUAUGCUGACCCCGGCCAUCCACUCUGCACCCCAGCUGCAGCCCGAGCCAGAGCCAGAAGGAGACUCAGACGACAGCAGUGGGUGCCAGAGUGGGGUGACUAUGCCUGCCGCCUGCCAUCUAGCUGCCCUGGGCACUCUGGAGUUCACACUUCUCUUUGAUGCGGACAACAGCGCUCUACACUGCACAGCCCAUCGUGCAAAGGGCCUCAAGCCACCAGCCUCAGGCUCUGUGGACACCUAUGUCAAAGCCAACUUGCUGCCAGGGGCCAGCAAGGCCAGCCAGCUUCGGACACGCACUGUUCGAGGCACAAGGGGACCUGUCUGGGAGGAGACGCUCACCUAUCAUGGUUUCACUCGCCAGGAUGCUGGACGGAAGACCCUGAGGUUAUGUGUGUAUGAAGACUCACGGCUGCGGCGCCGAGCAACCCCCUUAGGGGAGCUACGAGUACCCCUGAGGAAGCUGGUGCCAAACCGAGCCAGGGGCUUUGACAUCUGUCUGGAGAAGCGGAGACUGACCAAGAGGCCCAAGCGUCUGGACACAGCCCGUGGCAUGUCUCUGUAUGAGGAGGAGGGGAUGGAGGCAGAGACAUCUGGAGAGGAACGUGGGCGCAUCCUACUGUCCCUGUGCUACAGCUCCCAGCGCGGUGGCCUGCUGGUAGGGGUGCUGCGCUGUGCCCACCUAGCCCCCAUGGAUGCCAAUGGCUACUCAGACCCCUUUGUCCGUCUUUUCCUGCAUCCAAGUUCUGGAAAGAAAUCCAAAUAUAAGACCAGUGUUCGGAGAAAGACCCUGAACCCUGAGUUCAAUGAGGAAUUCUUUUACGCAGGUCAUCGGGAGGAGCUGGCCCAGAAGGCACUGCUGGUGUCUGUGUGGGACUAUGACCUGGGCACAGCUGAUGAUUUCAUCGGUGGGGUACAGUUGAGUAGCAGAGCCAGCGGGGAGCGCCUUCACCACUGGCGUGAGUGCCUGAGCCGCAGUGACCGCCGGCUGGAACUGUGGCACCUGCUGGACAGUGUGCCCCCCCAACUUGGUGACUAGCCUGUACAGGGCCCUGCUUGCCGCCUGUGCAGGGGCCAAGAUGUCUGCUGCAGCUGGAAAGAGCUGUAGGUUGGCCCUACCUGCUGUGCCCACUCCUGUAUCCUUUCAGUCACCCUACUCCCAAACACAACGCAAAAUAAACAUCUGCUUCUGCCA